ACAGCCACUUUGAAGACCAGAAACACACGCUGACACCCCCAUGGAAACACGUCUGCUACCCUGCCACUCUCUCUCCCAUUCACAACAUUGAUUACUUGAUCUGUUCUGCUCUUCCACCUGCCCGUGUACAGCCUGUGAGCUGAAUGACUCACACAAAUGAAGGACAUAAUGAGAGGAGUGAAGAAAAAAAGGCAUGACAAUGUGACGCUGAUAAGAUGCAGUGACGCUGUACUGCUGACCCUUUCUCCACCAUCAGCUGAGACACUUGGGGUUCCCUAGAACCACGAUACCAUUGCCUGCAGGGACUGAUAGCUGGAUCCCAGGAAAUAAAAGUCUGGACAAUGCACUGCCAAGAAUCCAAUGGUGUGUUCUGAGUGGCGUAAAGCUCGUUCGCGGGCGGCAGCGCAGAGCAGGAGGGAGCAGGAGGGGGGAUUGUUUGGGGAGCUGCUGAGGAGGCUCCCCCUGCCCCCGACGGUCCUCGCUCAUUUGGACAAGGCCUCUGUCAUCAGGCUCACACUCAGCUACCUGCGUCUGCGCGCCCUGCUGGGCACUCCUGACUGUGCGCUGAACACCACUCACUGCACACUGGAGCGGUCCCACCCUGCAACUCUACAGAGCGACACUGCUGUACAAGGGUGUGAGUUUGAUGGGAUGUCCCGUGUGAAGAUGAUGCUGGAUGCGGCCUUCGAGGGCUUCUUGCUGCUGCUAUCCAGGGAUGGGAAAGUAAUCUACACCACAGAGGCAAUCAGCAUGUACGCAGGCAUUAAACAGGUGGAUCUGAUUGGGCAGAGUUUGUAUGACUUCAUGCACCCAUGUGACCAGCAAGAGGCCCGUGAAAUCCUGUCCAGCAAAUCAGAUGUGGAAGAUUGUCAGAAGUGUGACCUUUUCUUCCGGAUGAGGAGCACUCAGAGACGAAACCUCAACCUGAAUUCCGCCACUUGGAAGGUGAUGCACUGUACAGGAGUGAGGAAGCCCUCUGUGCCCACUGGGCAGGGCUGCCUGGUGCUGCUAUGCCAGUCUCUCCCUGUGUCCGUGUCUAGUGCCUGGGACACCAACCUAAACUGCAGUGCAUUCCUGAGCAAACACAGCCCAGAUAUGAGAUUCACAUACUGCCAGCCCAGUGUAAAGAGGCCUUCUCCCACCUCCCUCUCUGACCACUGGUGCUGGGUUCCCUUCAGAGUGUUCCAGCUGACCGGAUACACUGAGACAGAUCUGCUGGGUCAUUCUGUGUACCAGUACUACCACGCCUCAGACUGCCAGCAUGUCCACCAGGCCCAUCUCAGCCUGUUCUCCAAGGGACAGACAUCCACAGGAAAGUACCGUCUGCUCGUGAAACAUGGCGGCUACGUGUGGGUGGAGACUGUGGCCACGGUGGUGUACAACAGCCGUACUGGGCAACUACAGAGCGUUGUCUGUAUCAACUACAUCCUGAGUGCGGUAGAGCAGUCGGGGGUGAUGUUCUCCCUGGAGCAGAUGGAGUGUCUCCUGAAGCCCCUCUCCUGUAGUCCCAUCCCUGGGUCACCCCUACUGCUCCAGGGCGCCGCCCUACUGGGCCAGCUCAGCCAACAAGCAGCAGUCCCAGCAGAUUCCUGUGACAAUGCUACUCCAGGAGAAAGUGCCUGGGCCAGAGGGUAUGAAGGACCCCCCAGUGGCAGAAAUGAGAAUGAUGGCUUCACAUGUCAUGACACUGGUGAGAGGUCAGAGGAUGUUCCCCUGAUCGAGACGCUGCUGGAGUGGAAGAGUGAGGGCCAGGUGCAGCUGUCCCCACAGGAUCUGGAGACUCUGGCUCCAUACAUCCCGAUGGAUGGAGAAGACUUCCUCCUCUCUCCCAUUUCCGACAUGGAAGCGGUUCAGCUGGAGGGGCAGGGACUCAGCUAUGCCUUCCCCCUCACCUUCCCAAACCUGGAGAUUCAGAGCCCCACCUCUCCCAGUCACACCUGGGCACCUCUGACACCCACUAUGACCCCACAAACGCCACUGAGUUACUAUUCUCUCAGCACCUCCAACCAUGCAUGCACACUAAUGACGGAUCAUGGAGGUGAUUCUGGGCGUGGCUGCAGACUAAGGCCAGGGCAGAAGUGGCGGCCAGCACUAAAGAAAUACAGGCAUUGCCCUUCCCCGUGGCCCCCACAGCACACAGCACCCCCCUGGAAGAAGUGGAGAAUGGUGGACUCCUGCUACAGCACUAACCGCACCUCCUGCUGGUGGAGUCCCGAUGGACUUGUGUGUCGCUGUGAGUCUGUGCCAUGGGAUCCGGGGUACACUGAUUUCUCCAUUAACAGCAGAAACCGGCACCACCCUAUCAGAGACCCACACAGGACUGUGUUGGUGAGGCGUGGCUCAGUGCUGCCCGUGUUGAGUCGGUGGGAGUGUGAGGUGAACGCACCGCUCGAACCUUCCUCCUGCCUGCUUCGUGGAUCCGAAAUCCUUUCAGUCCUGGACCAGGCCAUGUCCCAGCUCCCCCCGUGAGACUGACGCACUCCGCAGUCAUACACUCACUGAGCACUUUAUGAGGUAGACCUGUACACCAGCUUGUUAAUGCAAAUAUUUAAUCAGCCAAUCAUGUGGCAGCAAAUAAAUGUAUAAAAGCAUGCAGAAAUGGUCAAGAGGUUCAGCUGUUUUUGAGUAUCUCAGAAACUGCUGAUCUCCUGGGAUUUUCAGGCACAACAGCCUCUAGUUUGCAGAGAAUGGUGUGAAAAGCAAAAAAACAUCCAGUGAGCAGCAGUUCUGUGGGCAAAAACGCGUUGUUGACGAGAGUCUAAUAAAUACCUAAUAAAGUCCUCACUACCACUCAGACCUGGUAAACCAGCGUCCUGUCUCCAGACUGCCAUCCCCACACCCACCCUCCAAGUAUUUCAUUUAAAUAAUAUCAGAGACAAUUUUUGUUCAUAAUCCACUAUACUGACCACCACUGGCUGCUAUGCAUGGAAAGGACCCUGCCCCUGGAAAUAUGAAGCCUUUGGGGAUCAGCCUACACUUCUCAUACAAUCCUACUAUACACUUCUGUGUCAUAUGCAAGCAGUACACUCCACACUGCAAGGCAAGCACCUUUAUACCAUUUAUAAGAAUACAUUCAGUUAUCAUAAUCAAAACUGCACUCAUCACAGUCAUGGCAAAUGGCGUAUUUGAGAUAUCUAUCUUGGGUGUAAAACUAUGCAAGCCUACAGAUAAUCAUAUUAAACCUGUCAGCCUGCACUUCAUUCUCACAUUUAUUGUGUACUUUAAAAUCAACCGUGCUGGGGUAGAGCCAGAACAACUGAAAUUGUGUCACUGUCCAAAUACUUAUGCACUGCAGUGUAUAUACGUAUAUAUAAUAUUUUUUUCAAUAAUCUCCGUCAUUUGAAAUAUUUUUAUUUUUAUACUAAUAACUGUAAUAAUUUAUGUGUGGCUUCAAUAUAGAUUUCGGCAUAUAUGGGUGUAUACAAUGGUAAUAAUAAAGUUCAUAACUUCAUCAAAGCGGUGAAACUUGUUUUUACAGUACCCUGCCAAAACUGUUGAUGAAUGUUUGAGAUGGCUAUUAGGUUCUGAAGAGGAAACCUUAUUCACUUGAAUAUGCUGCAUUUUUCAUUAAAGGAGUAACAUGGUGGUUGAAUGUGA
Messenger RNA from Conger conger (European conger), 3597 nucleotides. It is a transcript of the gene hif1al2, whose product is annotated as hypoxia inducible factor 1 subunit alpha, like 2. Bases 361 to 2469 code for a protein of 702 amino acids. NCBI's taxonomy places the organism in Eukaryota, Metazoa, Chordata, Actinopteri, Anguilliformes, Congridae. Gene Ontology annotation, molecular function: RNA polymerase II transcription regulatory region sequence-specific DNA binding; protein dimerization activity; DNA-binding transcription factor activity, RNA polymerase II-specific. The transcript is spliced from 17 exons. Gene Ontology annotation, biological process: regulation of transcription by RNA polymerase II; cellular response to hypoxia. The record is from RefSeq and is a predicted model, not a curated record.